Emiliania huxleyi CCMP1516 is the source of this 1089-nucleotide messenger RNA. RefSeq lists its product as hypothetical. Gene Ontology annotation, molecular function: L-ascorbic acid binding; oxidoreductase activity, acting on paired donors, with incorporation or reduction of molecular oxygen; iron ion binding. The transcript has a single exon. Bases 1 to 1089 code for a protein of 362 amino acids. The record is from RefSeq and is a predicted model, not a curated record. Lineage: Eukaryota; Haptophyta; Isochrysidales; Noelaerhabdaceae.
AUGCCUCCGCCUGAGGCGUCGCCGCCGCCACCAAUCUCCCUUUCGCGCCUCCUCGGCGGCCAUCUCGAGGCGUGGGCCGCGAGCGACGUGCUCUCUCCGUCUGCGUGCGAGCUGAUUCUCUCCGCAGUGCGCUCGGCGCCUGCCGACGUGGACCACCGCCACCUGCCGCUCGAGACGCUCGACGGCGGAGCGCACCUCCCGACGGCGCAGCGGGUAGUCGAGCGGCUACGUGCCGUCAGCGCGUAUCACGCCGAGCUCCGGCUGCAGCGCGCUUUCUGCGUCCGGUACAGCGGCGAGGGCGACGGUCACGCCGCGCACCGCGACCCGUGCGCCUUCACAGUCAACGUCGCGCUCACGCCCGCGGCUGACUUUGCGGGCGGCGACCUCGCGUUCCACCCGUCCGAGCGGGCCGACGCGAGCCACUCCGUCGGGCACGAGCUCGGCGGCGCGAUUCUGCACGCUGGCGCCGCCCGCCACAGCGCUGUGCCUCUGAGCUGCGGUGAGCGGUGCAACCUCAUCCUCUGGCUCGACCGCGCUCCCACCGCCUCUAUCUGGUCCGCGAUGCCUCCGGCGCUGCAGGCGCGCUGCCUGCGGCUUCUCGACCUCAGCUCGCUCUCUCGCUUCGCGGCCGCGUCACGCAGCUGCGCCGAAGACGCGGCCGCUGCUCCGCAGUGGGCGUCACUCCGCCGCGCUCUCGAGCCGCCGCGCACGUUGCUGGCGCGAGUCUGGGGCUGCGCCGAGUGCACCGACGCCCUCGGAGGUGUCUCGGAGGAGGAGGCUCGGAGGCGCCUCGCGGCGGAGCCGGAGGAGGCCCGGCACGUCCCCACACCGCUGCCCCUGUCCCUCGCCGCCCUCGCCGCGCUCCAUGCCCUGGCCGCCGCCGUCGACGCGCUUCAGCGGCCACAGCGGGCGGCGCCAGAAGACCUGGACUUGGCCGAGGCGCGCCGCGUCGCUGCUCGCUCGCGCGUCGCGUCGCGGGUUGCUGCGGCGGUCGCGGCGGCAGAAGCGGCGGAGCGCGGGAGCGGAGCGCGGGAGGCAGCAGCACAGGAGAGAGGGACGAUCGUGUUUGACGUGGGGAGGGGUGAGUAG